GUUUGCGAGCGAUUUGGUCUCUUUAGCCUUGGACGACGGUGCACCCUUUCUGCUCUCUUCAACCACAAGAGUCGCAAUCCCGGGCGACAACACCCCAGUACUGCGCUCGUCGGCGCUGUUUCGGAUUCGCCGUACUGCUCUGCGCUCUCUGCGCAUCUCGGUCUGCCAGGUGCAAAUACCCCAGCGCCUGUCUUUGUUGUGUCCUGGAAAAAAAGCCGUGUCAAACAACCUCUUCCUUCAUGUCGACCUACCACCAUGCCAGCAUCCCUGCCUCUACUCUUGACCAUUUUCCUUGAGCCUCCGGUUUCCUGAGAUUUACUGCAUAGAAACUCUGCUUCUCUUUCAUCCUCUUGUUCUCCGUGGAGAAGAAAGUCAUCCGUCCGCAACCAAUUUGCACUCCUCCAUUACUUCGACAAAGCUCGCACUAUUUGGAGACAUUAUGGACGCUCUUUCCACCGACCAGUCCCUAGCGAGACGGACUUUUGCCAACGCGCAUCUUCCUGCUCAGAGCCACAGCUUUCCUUCAGCUGACCAUCAACAGCUGGCUACUUCUGGAGACGCACAACCUCUCCAGCAUGAUGACGCCAGCAAUCAGAUCAACCUGCCGUCUCGCAACGACGCAACAGUCUCACCCGCUAUACCAAGAAAACUUAUUCCUUCUCCCUCAAAUGAGUCUCCGAAGGCCCCUUCGAUAGAUGGACUCGAAACGACGCCUGUCUUAACCACGCAAAUUCUGUCCGCUGCGUCCGACGAGAGCAAUACUCAGCUGUCAUCCUCGGAUGCUUCGGCCAAACCACCCAGCCUCGACGGGAAGAGUGUGGCCUCUGUCACCACGUUCGCCAUGGACGAGAAAGAGUCGCUGAGACCGGACGAUAGUGCCAGUGUGUUGGCUAUCGAGGACGACGACAGUUAUUCACCUUCAGGUUCUGCAGCCGUCGGAUCACGACUGGGCUCAGAGACAGGCGCUCGUGCUUUCCGUGAUCAGCUGCUAGAGAUCACAUCCAGAGGACCUGCGCUGCGACAGUCUGGGCCCACAUCGAGGCCUGAUUCUACUACCAACGCGCCUAUCGGAACUCUCUAUGUGCCGCCUCCUACUGGCAGUACGACUUUGUCCGGCUAUGUCCAACCGCCUCUCAAUGCUGACAGACCCGAAGACGUCUCCCCUGAUUCCAAGCUCAUAGAAGCUCUCGGUAAUCCCAGGGACAGAAUCUGGGUGCUCAAAUUGGAACAAGACAUCAUUGACUUUGUCAAGGAUCCUACUGAACAUUCUCUAGACUUGCCUCAAUGCAAUUCUUUCUACCGGAUGCUUGCUCAUAAAUUGGCCGACUAUUACAUCUUGGGUCAUGCUGUCGAUGGUUCCAUCUCAGCUGUUCGUCUGUACAAAACUCCUAACUGUCGAAUUGCCCCACCCCUGACUGCUAUUGCCAUGACGCCGACCACCACUAACACACCGCCUCCCGCUGCGCCUCAAAUGAAGAUCCUGCGCCGUGGUGGCGAUGCACCUCUGAAUGGUCUUUCCAAAUCGAAUUCGGAUGGGGGUGAUAGUGGUGACUCGGACAAGAACAAACCUUUGACUCGUGAGCAACGUGAGCAGAGGUAUGAAUUGGCCCGCUUGCGCAUCCUGGGCUCGGCAAAGCCUACAGAAGAUAUGUCGCUUGUUAAGGAGAAGGACGAAUCCCGCUCCAGCUCUGCUGCUGGAAAGAAGAAGCCCAAGAAGCAACGUAGUAACAGUGACGACGACUUUGAGGCCAGGUCUGCCUACAGCACCUUUGUGACACCGCAGAAUGGCGCCCCUGACGGCGGGAACAUGGUCUACUACCCCGCAUUCCCCGGAGGUGCUCAAGGUGCCCCUGGCAUGUACAACGGAGCUCCCACAGCUUCAGCACCGCAGAACUCAUAUCAUGCUGUCUACGGUCCCAUGACGUCCUCUCCGGCCGCUCCUUAUCCUUGGUUGCAACAAGGCUACUCUGGUUACGAUCCUAACCAUCAGAGCCAGCACAACGUCAAUGAUCUCUCCGCGGACUUUCAAGCUAUGUCCUUCCAGACACAGACCGGACCUACCUCUCCGCCCUCCGUUGGUCCCUAUGGUUACGGUGGUCCUCAUAGUCAGCAGCAACAGCAACAGCAGUAUUCGUCAUGGCCUCAGAUGGUACCAAAUCAAUCGGGCUACCCGGGAAGUCCCAACUAUGGUGGACAAUUUGCCAGCAGACCACCGUCUUCUGCGAGUCACGUAUCAGCAACGCAUGGCUACUCCUAUGGCGUGCCAAUGAACCAAAUGCAGAUGUCAGAUGCCUAUAUGGGAUACCCGAACCAGGCAAUGGCCGGCGCUUUCAAUCGUGGCAACUUCAAUCCGCAGAGCCAGGCUUUCGUCCCUGGUUACCAGCCUCACUAUGGCGCAUCUAUGGUAUCUCACAACAACAUGGGCUUCAACUCGGCUUAUCCUGGGUCGCAAGCACUUCAACGUCAGAACUCUAGCCAGUCACAGGCGUCUUCGUAUGGUGGACAAAGCGCUGGACAGAACAAUAGCAGACCGCCUCACCCGCUGCCGCAACCUGUCUUCUCUCCUCAUGUCCCUAUGCCCUUCCAGAACUCGCAGAGACAGGUAAAUACGCCAUCUCGUCCUGGUACCAAUCCAGCUUCAGACAAUGCCAACAGCGCCCCGAGUUCGAUUGCCAAAUGGGGCACGCCAGCCUCAUUGCCUGCCAAGCCCCCUCCACCCGCAGCCACCAAUUCAUUCGACAUGAACAGAAUGCCACAUGCGCAGCAGAACGGCGCACCUUACUCGCCUGGGGCCUCGGGAAGACUUCCUGGUAUUGGAGCACAGGGAUUCCAUGCUUUGCCUUCAAUGGUCACUCUGCGUAAUGGUCAGAACUCCAGGAGCGGACAAUGAUCCGGCAUGGCAUACCAGAAGAGGUACACAACGAGUGUCUUUUUGCUUUCGGUCGAAGAGAAAGGGGCUUCAUACAGAUUUUCUGUUACGCCAGUGCGGAUAAAGGAGUUGGUUCUUUCUCACUUUUAAAAAUAGAGCAUUAUUUGGAGUUUUUUUGGUUUGUGCUUGAGCACUCGAAUGCGAGUUGCUUCUUUUCGGUGUUUUUGAGAAGCUCGACUAUGAUGCCAGGAGAUAGCUGGGAAGAGGUGAGGGAUUAUCGCUUAGCUAGUAAACCAAUAUAGCGCUUUGUUCCUUGUCUUGUGCACGAGAGUUUCUCUGUUUGACUGAUCGUGGAUGAUGAGUGGAUGUGUUGCAUCAUCCAAUGCGUCCCUCGUGCAGAUCGUGAGUUGUGAUAUACCCUCGUCCGCACGUUCCGACCAACUCAAGUCCUCUCCACACCCGCGACAGC
Messenger RNA from Aureobasidium subglaciale EXF-2481, 3338 nucleotides. RefSeq lists its product as uncharacterized. NCBI's taxonomy places the organism in Eukaryota, Fungi, Ascomycota, Dothideomycetes, Dothideales, Saccotheciaceae. Gene Ontology annotation, biological process: galactose metabolic process. Bases 440 to 2890 code for a protein of 816 amino acids. Gene Ontology annotation, molecular function: nucleic acid binding. The transcript is spliced from 2 exons. The record is from RefSeq and is a predicted model, not a curated record.